GAUUGGAUAGCUCCAGAUUUGUUUUAGACAUGGCCGAAACAGCAAGAGAAGGACCGCAAGGUGGACCGUAUUUUCACAAAGAGAGAAUUAAAUACAGCCCCGAGGAGGAGGCCAGGCUGGAAAGGGAGCAUUUCUGGAGAAUAAUCGAUGCCUUUAGGUUUUACAGAGUUCAUGUCGAGGAGCAGGUUAAGCGUGCCAAGCUUCAGUUUCGGAGUCUGCCACAGCACCACCAGGAUUUGCUGCCAGAUGUUUUGUCUAACCUGGCGCGAAUCAGCCAGUGUGCAGACUGCAACCAGGAGCUGCUGCAGGCCAUUGUUCACAACAGCCUCCACAUGUUUGAGAACAUUGAAUACGGCGAGAGGGAGGAUCCAAAGAAGUUGCGACCGUCCACUACGUUUGACAUGGACAAACUCAAGUCCACCAUAAAGCAGUUUGUCAGAGACUGGAGCGAGGUGGGCCGGGCUGAGAGGGACUCCUGCUACCGGCCAAUCAUCCAAGAGAUCCAAAGACUCUUCCCAAGUGACCAAUAUGAUGUGUCUAAGGUGAGCGUGCUGGUUCCGGGUGCUGGGCUCGGCCGGCUUGCCUGGGAAAUCGCUCGGCUCGGCUACAUUUGCCAAGGCAACGAAUGGAGCUUCUUCAUGCUCUUCUCUUCAAACUUUGUUCUCAAUAGGUGUGAACAGGUGAACUCGCUGACCCUGUACCCCUGGAUCCACCAGUUCAGCAACAACAAGAAAUUCUCCGACCAAACGCGACCAAUCAGGUUCCCCGAUGUCAACCCUCAGAGCUUACCACAGAAUGCAGACUUCUCCAUGGUGGCAGGAGACUUUGUGGAAGUCUACAGUGACUCAGAUUCCUGGGACUGUGUGGCUACCUGCUUCUUCAUCGACACAGCUCACAAUGUCAUCGAGUAUGUGGAGACUAUCUGGAAGAUUCUUAAGCCUGGUGGAGUGUGGAUCAACUUGGGCCCACUGCUGUACCACUUUGAGAACAUGGCCAACGAGCUCUCAGUUGAACUUUGCUACGAAGACAUUCGAAAGGCGAUCGUUAAGUUCGGCUUCCAAAUAGAGCUGGAGAAGGAGUCGGUUCAGACCACCUACACGGAAAACGACCGCUCCAUGUUGAGAUACGUUUACGACUGCAUCUUCUUUGUGGCGCGUAAGCCCGCAGAUCUGUACUCUAACGGCCAAGAAGAUGACCAACAACAGAGUUUUCCGCCGGCCGCUAAGUCACCACGGUGGGAAGAUGCCGACAGCCUGACGUGACAGGAAGUACUCACACAUAAACAAUGAACUCAGAGGACUAAGUGAAGAUCAGACACACAAGAAGAAAAUGUACACAGCAGGAAAAAAAUCAGUGCACAUAAAUUUUCUUUUCAUCACAUGUAUACGUAUUUUUAUGUUUCAUCUCAUGGAGGUGAAACAUAAAAUCUGUCGGGGCCCCGUUUUCCUGGGACAGUGAAGCAGCUGAGUAUGGCUCAGAUUUUAGAAUGUAAUAUGAAAUAUUGCAGUACUGCGUUAUGAGUAUCAGAUGAGAAACUUCUGAGUAUUUAUGCCCAGGUUUGAGAAGAGCCGAUCACGCUCUGUUGCUGCUUUGUUUUAGUGGUUUGUGUGUCAGCUGCAAGAGUAGAUUUCUUUUAACCGCGGUUUUACUAAUCCUCAUGUCUGCUGACUUUAACUGCCUGAUGAUUUGCUUUAGAAAUCUAUUUAUUUUUUUGCAAGUAUGGUGCCAGUAAGUAUGUUUACUAUUAUUACUAUUUGUCUUUGUUAUCAGCCAACACUGAAAAUACAAGCAAAACGCGUUUCAGCUUUUUAGGAGUAACUUGUUUUAAAGAUGGAGACGAUUUUCAUCGACUUCUCUGGUUUCUAAUCACACUUUUCAAUAAAGUCACACGUUUUAAAAAAAUAUA
Messenger RNA from Scatophagus argus, 1906 nucleotides. It is a transcript of the gene carnmt1, whose product is annotated as carnosine N-methyltransferase 1. Lineage: Eukaryota; Metazoa; Chordata; Actinopteri; Scatophagidae. The coding region runs from base 30 to 1262 and encodes 410 amino acids. The transcript has 8 exons. The record is from RefSeq and is a predicted model, not a curated record. Gene Ontology annotation, molecular function: S-adenosylmethionine-dependent methyltransferase activity.